Messenger RNA from Triticum dicoccoides, 2212 nucleotides. Its product is annotated as aldehyde dehydrogenase family 2 member B7, mitochondrial-like. Gene Ontology annotation, molecular function: oxidoreductase activity, acting on the aldehyde or oxo group of donors, NAD or NADP as acceptor. The record is from RefSeq and is a predicted model, not a curated record. The transcript is spliced from 11 exons. Lineage: Eukaryota; Viridiplantae; Streptophyta; Magnoliopsida; Poales; Poaceae. The coding region runs from base 242 to 1900 and encodes 552 amino acids.
UUCGUCUCAGCAGCAAAGCCAAAUCCAAGCCGCCACCAUCACUGCUCCUCCCUCCUUCACUCCCCAGUACUCUUCCCCGCACGUCCCACGCAGCUGGGGACGCCCAAGUACUACCCGCAUCCCCUCCCAUUUACUGAGCCUCUGAACCAGGAGGAGGAGGAGGAGGAGGAGAAGAAUUGAUUGCUGAUCCUGCGCAAACCAAUAAAUUCCUCCUGCCCCGCCGCGCGCGCGCGAGAUCAUCAUGGCUGCUGCUGCUGCUGGCGCCACGAGGAGGGCCGCCUCCUCGCUCGCCUCCCGCUGCCUGCUCUCCAGGCCCGCAGCGUCGCCCGCUGCUGUCCCCUCCGCGCUCCGCAGGGCAGAUGGAGCACGUGGAUUGUUGCCAGGACUCCUUCAGAGGUUCGGCACUGCCGCAGCAGCAGAGGAGCCCAUUUCGCCUUCUGUCCAAGUGGGCGAGACGCAGCUCCUUAUCAACGGCAAAUUCGUUGAUGCUGCAUCUGGCAAGACCUUCCCGACUCUGGAUCCUCGCACUGGGGAGGUGAUUGCCCGUGUGUCUGAAGGAGAUGCCGAAGAUGUUGACCGUGCAGUUGUUGCGGCGCGCAAGGCAUUCGAUGAAGGGCCAUGGCCAAAGAUGACUGCCUAUGAGAGAUCCCGGAUUCUUCUGCGAUUUGCUGAUUUGAUAGAGAAGCACAAUGACGAAAUUGCUGCACUGGAGACGUGGGACAACGGGAAGCCCUAUGAGCAAGCUGCCCACAUCGAAGUGCCAAUGCUUGCUCGGCUUAUGCGGUACUAUGCAGGCUGGACUGACAAGAUCCAUGGCCUCAUCGUACCGGCUGAUGGCCCGCACCAUGUACAGGUGCUGCACGAGCCGAUUGGUGUCGUGGGUCAGAUCAUCCCGUGGAACUUCCCACUUUUGAUGUAUGGCUGGAAAGUUGGCCCUGCUUUGGCCUGUGGGAACACCAUCGUUCUCAAGACUGCUGAGCAAACUCCUCUAUCUGCCCUCUAUGUUUCUAAGCUGUUGCAUGAGGCUGGACUACCCGAAGGUGUCCUCAACAUCGUAUCUGGUUUCGGUCCUACUGCUGGGGCUGCUCUUGCUAGCCACAUGGAUGUUGACAAGAUUGCAUUCACUGGAUCAACAGAUACUGGGAAAGUUAUUCUUGAGUUAUCUGCACGGAGCAAUCUUAAGCCAGUGACACUGGAGCUAGGAGGCAAGUCUCCUUUUAUCGUCAUGGAUGAUGCAGAUAUCGACCAAGCCGUUGAGCUUGCGCAUUUUGCGCUGUUUUUUAACCAGGGACAAUGCUGCUGCGCUGGGUCUCGCACGUUCGUACAUGAGCGUGUUUAUGAUGAGUUUGUUGAGAAGUCCAAGGCUCGCGCUUUGAAGCGUGUAGUUGGUGAUCCAUUCAGGAAAGGUGUUGAGCAGGGCCCUCAGAUUGAUGACGAGCAAUUUAAGAAGAUCUUGCGGUACAUUAAGUCGGGUGUGGACAGUGGAGCCACCCUUGUGACAGGUGGUGACAAGUUGGGUGACAAAGGUUACUACAUCCAGCCAACAAUUUUCUCAGAUGUGCAGGAUGGCAUGAAGAUUGCCCAAGAGGAGAUAUUUGGGCCUGUUCAGUCGAUUUUCAAGUUCAAUGACCUCAACGAGGUGAUCAAGAGGGCGAACGCAAGCCAGUACGGAUUGGCCGCAGGUGUUUUCACCAACAACCUGGACACGGCCAACACCUUGACGCGUGCCCUCAGGGCUGGCACGGUCUGGGUGAACUGCUUCGACAUCUUUGACGCCGCGAUCCCCUUCGGCGGGUACAAGAUGAGCGGCAUCGGUAGGGAGAAGGGCAUCGACAGCCUGAAGAACUACCUGCAAGUCAAGGCGGUCGUCACCGCACUUAAGAACCCCGCAUGGUUGUGAGCAUAGCGCACCUAUGGUCCUACUUGAGACUCUGGAGAACGUGAAGAUUCGCGACAAUUGGAUGAGAAGAGGAAGAUGACGAUGAUGACACCAACGAGGAUCACUAAUAAGCCCUGCCUUCAUGGGCAGCCACCGUCUAAUAAAUAUCAUAUGUGAUUUGGUUUGCUUUGUCAACCGCGGCAAGACAUAUGUUGUAGCAACAUUAUGUUUAUUAUCGCUUGUUGGAGAAGUCUCUGGUUGCAGUACAUCUGUUUUUUUUUUAUCAGUCGUUGUUCUUCUACACAUAUGAAGCUAAUGGUGUUCACUACCCUA